AUGUCGGUAGACUCCAUUACCUUUGACCGCCAACGCCCGACUAAACACCUCCUCUCGGCCCCCUCCAAAUCCCCGACUUUAUCUUGGAGAACUACGCCUAAUAAAUCCGAUUGGCAGCAGACAACUUAUCAAAUCCGGCUGGACCGUCCGGACUGGCAACCAACUACCUACUACGUCAAUUCCGCCGCUAGUGUCGCAGUAACAUGGCCCGGGGCAGAUAUCUCCUCGAGGGAGAUUGUCAACGUAAAAGUCGCUGUGCGUGGGGUUGGCGAGGAACAAGAUGUAUGGUCUAAUGAGGUCAGUGUCGAGGGGGGGUUAUUUGAACAGGAGGAUUGGAGUGCUGUGCCGAUAUGUGCUGUUGGAGUGGCGGACUUGACUGGGAGGGUACCAGUCACUUUAUUGAGGAAGGAGUUUACAUUGAGGGAUGGGGAUAAAAUGGUCAAGAGGGCGAGGUUGUAUGUUACGGCGCUGGGGGUUUAUGAGGUCGAGAUUAAUGGGAGGAAGGUUGGAGAUGAGGAAUUUGCGCCCGGGUGGACGAGUUAUGGGCAUCGGAUCAAGUACCAGACGUUUGACGUUGCGGACUUACUCCGUAAAGGGGAGAAUGCUGUGGGGGCGUAUUUGGGGGAGGGGUGGUAUAGAGGGAGGAUAGGGUUUGAAGGGGGUAGAACAGCGAUAUACGGAAAGGAUAUCGGAUUGAUAUUCCAGUUGGAGAUUACCUACGAGGACGAUACGGUUACCAAAGUUGUCUCGGAUGAUUCGUGGAAAGCUUCAACGGGGGCCAUUCUCUAUUCAGAGAUUUACGAUGGGGAAUUUUAUGACGCGCGGAAGGAGAAGCCCGGAUGGUCUUCACCGGGGUAUACCGGAUCCAGUGACUGGAAAGCCGUACGAGAACUACCGUUCCCCACCGCAGCUCUAGUGUCUCCACCCGGGCCACCAGUCCGCUGCACCGAGAUAGUAGCCCCCGUAAAAGUCUUUACAACCCCAUCCGGAAAGACGGUAGUAGAUUUUGGACAAAACCUCGUAGGCCGCCUGCGAAUCAAGCUCUGCGGCCCCUCUGGUCACAAAGUCACCUUCACCCACACUGAAGUUCUCGAAAAGUCCGGAGAGGUGGCGACUCGGCCGCUCCGUGCAGCACAAUGCACCGACCACUACAUCAUGAAGGGUAGCGACGAACCGGAAACCUACGAGCCGAAAUUUACAUUCCACGGCUUCCGCUACGUUCAGGUGGAUAAUUGGCCUCCAAUCUCGGACCUCCUAAAAAGCGUGGAAGCUCGAGUGCUACACACGGACAUGCAGCGCACAGGCUGGUUCUCAUGUUCCGACAAGCUGAUUAACAGACUCCACCGGAACGUCGUCUGGGGUAUGCGCGGGAACUUUCUUGAAAUCCCGACAGAUUGUCCGCAGCGGGAUGAGCGUCUGGGAUGGACGGGGGAUAUUCACGUUUUCUCAGAGACGGCGAGCUUUCUUUACGAUUGCAGCGGUAUGCUCCAAGGUUGGCUUCAAGACCUUGCCUUUGAGCAAAUGGACAACGAUCAUUGCGUGCCACCGCUAGUUGUACCCGAUGUUAUUGACCCCGGAAAAUUCCCACGCUUACCCCAAGCGGUCUGGCAAGACGUUGCGAUAGUGCUCCCAUGGGUGCUAUACACCCGAUUUGGGGACGUAAACAUACUCUACUCUCAACUCGCUAGCAUGAAGUCCUGGCUCUCCUCCGGGAUCCCACGGGACCCGGCCACAGGUCUCUGGUCUAGAACCUUCCAAUUCGGAGACUGGCUGGAUCCCAGUGCGCCAGGCGACGCCCCACAGGAUGGGUGUACAGAUCCGAUGCUCGUUGCGAACGCAUUUCUAAUCCACGUUACAGAUCUCCUCUCCCGAAUCUCCACCAUCCUCGGUGAUCCAGAUGGUGCUGCAGCAUACGCCACCUCCGCGUGCACUCUUCGCCAAGCUUUCAACCAAGAAUAUGUAACUCCCGCCGGUCGUCUAUCAUCCGACUCUCAGACGGCAUAUGUCCUGGCCCUCCGCUUCAACAUCCUCCCCACUCCGACACAAGUCGAAGCAGCGAGCAAGCGCCUCGCUGAAGUCGUCCAAAAGUCAAAGUUCAGGAUCGCGACCGGCUUUGCCGGCACCCCGUAUAUCCUACCGACCCUCACCACAACUGGAAACCGCCAGCUAGCUUAUCGUAUGCUGCAUGAACAAAAGUGCCCCAGCUGGCUGUAUCCACUGCAGCAUGACGCGACGACUAUCUGGGAGCGUUGGGAUGGGAUACUGCCCGACGGCAGUAUAAACCCGGCUGAAAUGACCUCAUUCAACCACUAUGCCCUCGGCGCGGUGGCGGAGUGGAUGCACGCUAGUAUCGGAGGGAUCGCGCCUGCCGCGCCCGGUUGGAAGAGGAUUUGGGUCGCGCCGGUUCCUGGAGGGGAGGUUUCGUGGGCUGAAGUUAGAUUUUUGAGUGUCUAUGGGGAGGUGUAUGUCCGCUGGGAGGUCAAGGAUGGGAGGUUUAAGUUGAAGGUUAGGAUCCCCGGGAAUGUUAGUGCUGGUAUUGUAUUUCCGAGGGGAUCUAGAGACGAGGACGUUCUUGUUGAGGAGAGUGCUGGGGGUGGGUCAGAGGAGGAAGAAGAGGAAGCGGGGAAGGCGGGAGAUAAAGAUACAGGCGCGCAAGUCCUGGAAGUUGGAUCCGGUGUGCACGUUUUCGAUAGGGUAUGGAAGGAGGACACGGACUGGCCACCGGCAGUCUCGUCACAUCCAUACAUGCCGGAGAAGGAGGCUGUGAGCGAAGGAAAAAAGGCAUAA
Tuber melanosporum (Perigord truffle) is the source of this 2787-nucleotide messenger RNA. RefSeq lists its product as uncharacterized. The transcript is spliced from 2 exons. NCBI's taxonomy places the organism in Eukaryota, Fungi, Ascomycota, Pezizomycetes, Pezizales, Tuberaceae. The coding region runs from base 1 to 2787 and encodes 928 amino acids. Gene Ontology annotation, biological process: carbohydrate metabolic process. The record is from RefSeq and is a predicted model, not a curated record.